This is a messenger RNA of Capsicum annuum, 1943 nucleotides long. RefSeq names its product folate-biopterin transporter 1, chloroplastic. Bases 147 to 1637 code for a protein of 496 amino acids. Lineage: Eukaryota; Viridiplantae; Streptophyta; Magnoliopsida; Solanales; Solanaceae. Gene Ontology annotation, cellular component: membrane. The transcript has 9 exons. The record is from RefSeq and is a predicted model, not a curated record.
UUGAAAUGGUUACCUUAAAACAUUCUCAAUCUUACCCUCCACAAAUCCAAUUUUGACCUUCAUUUUCCUCUCUCCGGUCCUCGCUCGCUCGCUUGGAUUCAUUCACCGGCGACGGCAUUGGAUCGUUAUUUCCACCUGUCACCAAAAUGUCAGUCACCGUUCCAGUGCCGGAAAACUCUGUACAACAAGACAACGAUGAUGCUGAACCGUUGCUUCAUUCUACAAUUCGAAAUAGGGAUCUCCUGACAACCACUAGCAACGAAGAUUCUAGUCCAUCUGAUAAAACUGGCUCUCACAAGGACAAAAAUUCUAUGAGCUCAUCAAGAUGCUUUGGGGUGGAACUAACCCCAGAUAACAUUGCAGUUGCUAUGGUUUAUUUUGUUCAAGGUGUCUUAGGCCUUUCAGAUCUUGCAGUCGGCUUUUAUUUGAAGGAUGACCUACAUCUAGACCCUGCAGAGACAGCUGUGAUUUCUGGUUUCUCAUCAUUGCCAUGGCUUAUAAAGCCGUUAUAUGGGUUCAUCAGUGAUUCCUUCCCACUCUUUGGAUACCGGAGAAGGUCAUACUUGGUACUAUCAGGACUUCUUGGAGCACUCUCAUGGUUUUUGAUGGCCACCUUUGUAGACAGCAAGUAUGGCGCUGCUUUCUGCAUACUUAUUGGUUCUCUUUCUGUUGCUUUCUCAGAUGUUGUUGUAGAUUCCAUGGUCGUUGAGCGGGCACGUGGUGAGUCGCAAAGCAUGUCAGGAUCUCUUCAGUCACUUUGCUGGGGUUCUUCAGCAUGUGGUGGAAUUGUCAGUUCUUACUUUAGUGGAUCCCUUGUGGGUGCUUAUGGUGUGAGGUAUGUUUUUGGUGUAACAUCAUUACUUCCAUUGAUAACAUCUGCAGUAUCUCUACUUGUGAAAGAGGAACCUGUACAUGGCCCUGCAAGGCGUUUAUCUUUAGGCAGUAGCUUCUUUGAGAGUUCAAAAAGUAGCAUUAUCCAGUUAUGGGGAGCAGUUAAGCAGCCUAAUGUUUUUCUUCCCACGCUAUUUAUUUUCCUAUUUCAGGCAACACCGCAGUCAGGUUCUGCUGCGUUUUACUUCAUAAUCAAUAAACUUGGUUUUACUCCAGAAUUCUUAGGCCGCCUUAAGCUUGUUACUUCAGUUGCAUCACUUAUUGGUGUUGCACUUUACAAUGGUUUCUUAAAGAAAGUUCCUUUAAGAAAAAUAUUCUUUGUGACAACUAUUAUCGGUUCAGCUUUUGGGAUGACACAGGUACUUCUGGUAACCGGAUUGAACCGGAAGUUUGGCAUUAGUGAUGAGUGGUUUUCACUUGGGGAUUCCUUGAUCCUGUCUGUUCUUGGUCAGGCCUUCUUCAUGCCUGUUCUUGUAUUGGCUGCAAGAAUAUGUCCACUGGGAAUGGAGGCAACCUUCUUUGCAACCCUUAUGUCCAUAGCCAAUGGUGGAAGUACGCUUGGGGGCCUACUUGGUGCAGGUUUAACUCACAUCCUUGGUGUCACCAAGGACAAAUUUGACAACUUGGCUCUACUAAUAAUUAUCUGCAAUCUUAGCUCUCUGCUUCCUAUACCACUACUUGGCCUUCUUCCUCGAGACGAACCUGAUUCAGAGGAGAAUACUGCUAUUGAGAUGACGCCGUAUUAAAUUCCUGCCUUCUCUGCAUAUAACAUCAAUACCUGAUGACAUGAAAUUGCUAAUGUGGCCUCAGACAUGGUUGAUCAUUUUAACUGCAGCUUUUCAUGUUAUUACUGGGAGAGAUUGUCUUAUUCGGUGGGAGAGAAUCCACUCAUGUAAUUAGUUACGAUCUCAAGACAUUACUUGACACAAAAAUUGUAAAUUAGUAAUAUUUACUAGUACUAGUUUUUAAGCUACUAGUUGGAUCGAUUUUGAGGGGAUUCCAUUAUCGUAACAUUUAUAUUACUGGAUAGACAGCAAAAGAUUUGAUGUCUA